GGCGACGAGCGCGAAUCAUCCUCGCCGAGAUUGGCGCCCUGACCAAAGAGGCCGAGAUGCUCCAGGCCCGGACCGAGUCUACGCUGCAGCUGCUCGUCGCCUCGAUCGGGCUCGCCCAGAGCGCGCUCGUCAUCGGCCAGACGUCAGGCAUCAACAAACUCACAGAGCUCGCCUUCAUCUUCAUCCCGCUCUCCUUCAUCACCUCGGUCUUCUCCAUGCAGGUGGCCGAGAUGACGGCGGAUCCCCCCGGGAUGUGGGUCUGGGGCGUGACGCUCGCCGCCGUCUUCGUCGCCACGUACGGGAUCCGCCUGUUCCUGCGCUCGCCCAGCGUGCGCCACGUCGGCGCCCGCGCGCGCGCCACCGUCAUGAACCGCUUCACGUCGCCCUCGUCGGCCGCGGCGCCGAACCGGCUCAACAGCCUCAGCGCGCGCGCCGUCGCGCGCUUCGUCUGCGCCGCCCUCGUGACCUACGCCAUCUUCGUCCCCGUCGGCCUCGCCCUCGCGUGCGUGUACCUGGCCACCUACCUGGUCUGGCUCGCGGCCGCGGCCGCGUCCGUGUACGUCGCGGCCUCGCGCUGGCCCGACCCCCUGGCCGCGGGGCUCGGCCUCGGCUUCGGGCUGCCGCUCUCGGCACUCGGCCUCUGGCUCAGGGUCCGCCUCGCGGGCCCUAUCGAUGACGCUAUCGAGCGCGUCAUGAGCUUUGAGCGGCUGUCCAGGGUGAUGACUCGGGUCCGCGACCGCCUGCUGCCGAACAAGUGGUUCUACGACAAUGAGGACUCGGACCUGUCGAGGGAGGGGUACAGCACAGGCGCGAGGCAGCAGAUUGUGGGCACGUAGGCGAAGGGCGGGUAGGGUGGCAUAUAGUAGCAUGUAUUUGAGGAGCAGAACAAAUACAAAAAUCCAGCAAGAAGCUGUGGUAACCAGGUCAUUCACGGAACACGCUCCUGCUAGGGUUGGCGAAAACGUGCAAAUAGGGCCCCAGUAGGACCCAUGGGUUUUGGGCCCAGCGGAAAACCCAAAUGGGGACCCAAAUCUGGGGGUUUGGCGCGUGGUUUGGGAUUCGCCAAGGUGUUCGUUUAGCUCCCACUGUACCCGCAUGUCCGAGCUCAGCUCCAAAAGCCACGUUCCCUCCCGCCUUCCCUUUCCCAUGGCCGUAACAUCGAGUACACAUAUAUGGAGCAGGCGUCCGAUGUAGGCAUCAAUUUUCUAUGCUUCCGCUGCAUCGUCAGCGUGUCCACGCAAAGACGCAUCAGGGCUCGGCGCUCAUGGUGGGUCUGCCCGAAAAGCGUAGAACUCCCUCCUGUGCUUGUGUUCACUUGCACCUUUCAUCCUUUCCUUUUUGUUGUCAUCUCUUCACAGUUCGACUAUACGCCCUUGGGCCUUUUUUUUUUCGAGGUUCGCAAUAUAUUAUGUAUUCCCUUCUUCUGUGCUGCUCUAUCCUCAGCUGUUAGCACCGCUUCGCCCCCUCCGAUAGCCACUUCCUAUCCAGCACCUUGUUGCUUGUACCGGCUCCUGAUGCGGGGCCGGAUGUGGUGUGUUCGCCUCAGUGCUACCCUCUCGCUCCCAUUCUAUUAGUAUCAGUCUGUGAGUCCCGUCCUG
Molecule: messenger RNA, 1598 nt
Organism: Gaeumannomyces tritici R3-111a-1
Lineage: Eukaryota; Fungi; Ascomycota; Sordariomycetes; Magnaporthales; Magnaporthaceae
Exons: 1
Coding region: 57-836 (259 amino acids)
Biological process (GO): transmembrane transport; metal ion transport
Cellular component (GO): membrane
Molecular function (GO): metal ion transmembrane transporter activity
Source: RefSeq, a predicted model, not a curated record